AUGGCUCAGACCGAUUACAAGUUUGAGGGGUGGCUCGGCCACGAUCCCUCAUCCGCAGAGGGCAACAUGAAAUGGGGCGAGUACGAGCCCAAGCCCUGGGAAGAGACCGACGUCGACAUCAAGGUUACACACUGCGGCAUCUGCGGCAGCGAUCUCCACACCCUCAAGAGCGGUUGGGGCCCAACAAACUACCCCUGCUGCGUCGGCCACGAAAUCGUCGGCACCGUCGUCCGCGUCGGCUCCAAAGCCGAAGGCGACCUGAAAAUCGGCGACCGGGUCGGUGUCGGCGCCCAAAACGAUUCCUGCCAGGGCCGCAAGGGCGACUGCGAGGCCUGCGCUUCGGGGACCGAAAACUACUGCCAGGUGCACCACGUCGGGACGUACAACAGCACCCACCUCAACGGCGGCAAGUCCUACGGCGGAUAUGCCCUGUACCACCGCGCGCCGUCGCACUUUGUCGUCAAGAUCCCCGAGGGGCUAAGUUCCGCUGAGGCUGCGCCUAUGCUGUGCGGUGGUGUGACGACGUAUACCCCGCUGAAGCAUCACGGUGCUGGCCCCGGGAAGACGGUGGGUGUGGUUGGUCUUGGGGGGCUGGGGCAUUUUGGGGUUAUGUGGGCUAAGGCGUUGGGUUGUGAUAAGGUGGUUGUUAUUUCGCGGACGUCGGGGAAGAAAGGGGAUGCGAUGAAGUUGGGGGCCGAUGAGUUCAUUGCCACGGAGGAGGAUCCGGAUUGGGCCAAGAACCAUGCGUCGACGCUGGAUCUGAUUAUUUGCACCGUCUCGUCGUCGUCGAUGCCGCUCAUGGGGUACAUGUCGCUGCUCAAGUUUGAUGGCACGUUUGUGCAGCUGGGCGCGCCGGAUGAUGGGUUGCCGAGUAUUCAGCAGUUCCCGUUGAUUUUCAAGAGGUUGAAGAUUACCGGGUCGCUGAUCGGUUCGCCGAGUGAUAUCAGGGAGAUGCUGCAGUUGGCGGUGGAUAAGAAGGUGCACCCGUGGAUUGAGGAGAUUCCCAUGAAGGAGGCGAAUCGGGCGAUUGUGGACUUUACUGCUGGCAAGCCGAGGUAUCGGUAUGUGCUGUAUAAUGAUGAGAAGGGGGUUGAGCAGAUCAAGGCUGGGUUGUAG
Canariomyces notabilis is the source of this 1116-nucleotide messenger RNA. Its product is annotated as GroES-like protein. Gene Ontology annotation, molecular function: zinc ion binding; alcohol dehydrogenase (NADP+) activity. The coding region runs from base 1 to 1116 and encodes 371 amino acids. NCBI's taxonomy places the organism in Eukaryota, Fungi, Ascomycota, Sordariomycetes, Sordariales, Chaetomiaceae. Gene Ontology annotation, biological process: alcohol metabolic process. The transcript has 2 exons. The record is from RefSeq and is a predicted model, not a curated record.